UCACAGUGCGGAACACUUCCGCGUUCUGCUCUGGCCUCCUAUAUAAGCGCGCUGAUGUAACUCUCGCCCGAGAUCUUCCACAGCAGGAAGGAGGUCUAAGAAGUAGCUGGAGAGCUUCACCCCCGGAGAUCAUUCCAGAGUGAUGAUGCCGACUCUCUCUCCGUUCGAGGGGUUUCCCGCCUCCACACUGAGCGAGCAGCUCAAACUGGCCGAGUUUUUCAGCCUGCAGGCCGCCAUGACCCCUGGAGAGCUCACACACACCGCCAAGAGACCACUCAGCCUUCUGCAGAGCGAGUUGGCUGAUGAAGAAGAGAGGAGGAAGAGAAGAAGAGAGAAGAACAAAGUAGCAGCAGCACGUUGUCGCAACAAAAAGAAAGAGAGAACAGACUUCCUCCAACAAGAGUCGGAGAGGUUGGAGGUUGUGAACUCAGAGCUGAAGUCUCAGAUCGAGGAACUGAAGCAGGAACGUCAGCGCCUCGUCCACCUGCUCAACCGCCACCGCCCCACCUGCAUCGUCCGCACAGACAGCAUCCAGACACCAGAGAGCGAGAAGAACCCUCUGCUGGAACACAUCUCUCCAUCGUGAGACGUUCUUCAGGUCCUACGGGAGGAUGGCGUGGAGAGCUCACUUUCUUUGUGGAACUUUUACAGAUUACACACUCGGACUCUGGAUGCUUGUUGCCAAAUUUUCUGAGACGUCAGGAGACACUGGGAGGUUUAUAUCCUCAGACCAAAAAAACUAAACAAACCUGCCCUCUUCCUGUUAUUAUGGGAUGCUCAUAUCACCGGGAUGAGAUGCAGACCGAAGCUUUGGACACCUGAGGAUUUGUUUGCUUGCUUUUUUUUAAUUUAUAUUUACAGCUACCUAUAAAAGAGAAAAAUCUGUUUAAUUCCCCUUUAAUUUUCUCCUCAAACCUGAGAUGUGUGAAGAACUGGAAGUCUCGCAUAGUGACUCGACAUGACAAAUAUUUCCCCAUAAAACAAAGACGCUCAAGAGAUGGAGACUGAGACGAGACAAUCAAGGGCCUGAGAUGAAGGCUCAUGAGGCGAGACGCUCCAAAAAGUCUUCACUACAUGAUGAAGGGAUUGACAUGGAGAUGAGAUGCUCACAAAUGACAGUGUGAACUCUAUUUCUGUUCUGUUUCAGUGACCCCUUCUUGUUUUUGUUUAUUUUUUUGUUUUGCUUUUUGUGUGCACUGACUUCCUGUUUCUAUGCUAAGAAACAGGAAGUCCCACAUCUUGCCUCGUGAAUUUAUCAGCGCAGUUUUACGAUGUAUUGCGAUCUGGAAUUUCAGAUCAUCACUACUUUUUUGUAAGAAAAGAUGUCCGACAGCUCGGUCACUCCAAACCAACACCUCUCUCGUGCUGUGGUACAUGCUAGCUAGCGUGCUAAUCAGGUAAACUUCCUUCGUUACUGGGCCAACGAUUCACUUGAGCUUCCACCACGUGUCCGGAUGAGUAGGACUCGGUCACGUGACUGAACUAACGCUGUUUGACCUCCAGAUGGCGCUGUUGCUCCUGUACGUGUGAGCAGUGUUCGUAUUUAAUUUUUUUUUUUUUUUAGAUUGAAUGAAUAUUUAUAUAAUUUUAAUAGAAUUGGGAAUGAAGUAAAAAAAAAAAUCACAGGCUUUAUUCACGCAGAGGUAAACAAAUAUUCAAAACUUAAAUUAUAUAUAGUAUAAUAUAUAUUUUUAUAAAUCUAUAUAUAAAUCUAAAAACAUUAAUUUUAAUGUUUAGGAUGAUGUAGCUUUACCGCCCCCUGGUGCCAAUAAACAGUAUCACGCUCCUUCAUCUAGAUCUUUCACUCUGGCUUCAGUAGGACCCCAGUGUCUUAUUCGUGUGUGUGUGUGUGUGUGUGUGUGUGUGUGUGUGUGUGUGUGUGUGUGUGUGUGUGUGUGUGUGUUUUGUACAUGCUGAAUGAUGGAGUGUGUCGGACCUGAACGCUCCAUGAAACACUUUUAUACACUCACUUGAUGUGAAGAAUCUCUGUAUUAUUAUUAUUAUUAUUAUUAUUAUUGUUAUUGAUAGGAGGAGAGACCUGCUGGGCGGAGUCUCUCACAUCCAUCUGUUACACCGUUAUGACUUUUUGUUACGUUUUGGGAUGGAAAUAAAUGAAAACAUGGAA
Molecule: messenger RNA, 2125 nt
Organism: Silurus meridionalis
Lineage: Eukaryota; Metazoa; Chordata; Actinopteri; Siluriformes; Siluridae
Gene: jdp2b
Product: Jun dimerization protein 2b
Exons: 4
Coding region: 143-586 (147 amino acids)
Biological process (GO): regulation of transcription by RNA polymerase II
Cellular component (GO): nucleus
Molecular function (GO): DNA-binding transcription factor activity, RNA polymerase II-specific; RNA polymerase II cis-regulatory region sequence-specific DNA binding
Source: RefSeq, a predicted model, not a curated record